AUGAGCGGGAAAGCCCUGCCCACUUUGGGAGGCCCAUCACGGGCUUCUCGCAGUUGGCUUGGCCGUUGUUGUCGGCGCAGUGCAUCGGUCAAAUUGCCAGAAACACCUCUCGUCCUUGCUGGUGCAGCUGGUGGCCCGUUCGGCAUAUUCUUCUUGACUCCUCUCCGGAAUGCCUUGACAUUGGCAAGCCAGAGUCCAAAUGGUGCCGUGCUGGACUUGUAUGCAAGCGUGUUUGCCGGCGGCUUUGCUGCUGGAUGGACAGGAGGCCUGGCAUGCGUGCCGCCGAGUUGCCCACAAUUUAUAGUCAUGGGACCGCUCUUCCAUUUCUUGAAGGAGCUACUUCAGUCGGCUCCCCUAGCUGUCGUGUGCAGCUCUUUCGCCGAGAGCACGAUCUCAUAUCCUUCUCAGACCAUCAAUGCACAGAUGGCCUUCAACGCAGAUCAAGCAUUAAUUGGCGGUGUGCAGGUGCCGCUCUGGAACCCGUUCUUGCCAUGGGGUCCCGGAUCUUCUGCACAUGUGCUGCGAAACAUUGUUGCACUCAGUGGGCUACGAGUUUUCUCAGCACCUUGCCAGGCGGGCCUUGCCAGAGCCGCGGAGGCUGCCGGCUGUCCUCUGCACCUGGAAGCGCAGCAGUUUUUCGGCGAUUUUAUUGCGUCCAUGGGAUCUGCAAUCCUCAGCGCUCCUUUAAACCAGCUGUACAACUUCGCGGUCACGUCCAACGAGUUCAUGGCGUCUGAGACGCUUCACAAGCUGGCGCUCUCUAAAGCCUUCCUAUCCGACGCCUACCUCAUCUACGAUGCCGAGGACAACUGGGUGGGGGUGUCGCCAACGCUCGGGCGAGACCUCUUCAUGCGUUGUGCAUAUAUUGCAACGCUUUAUGCGCUGUUUGGCGCCAUUGAGCGACUCUUUGUGGCCAUGUGGAAGCGCUUCCACAGGUGA
This is a messenger RNA of Symbiodinium sp. CCMP2592, 939 nucleotides long. The record is from the annotation of a GenBank genome assembly. NCBI's taxonomy places the organism in Eukaryota, Dinophyceae, Suessiales, Symbiodiniaceae.